Gadus chalcogrammus (walleye pollock) is the source of this 3702-nucleotide messenger RNA. It is a transcript of the gene nfkbie, whose product is annotated as nuclear factor of kappa light polypeptide gene enhancer in B-cells inhibitor, epsilon. Bases 1243 to 2325 code for a protein of 360 amino acids. Gene Ontology annotation, cellular component: cytosol. Gene Ontology annotation, molecular function: protein binding. The transcript is spliced from 6 exons. Gene Ontology annotation, biological process: cellular response to lipopolysaccharide; signal transduction. NCBI's taxonomy places the organism in Eukaryota, Metazoa, Chordata, Actinopteri, Gadiformes, Gadidae. The record is from RefSeq and is a predicted model, not a curated record.
CAUAAACAGACCUAACGUUCACCACCGCGGUGAGUAGGCUGUUUGGAUAAAUUAUAACUUAGGCUAGAACAUAUUUAUCGAAAGUAACAUGGCCUAUUGGUCGGAUUUAAACAAUAAUUAGACUGAUAUUACUUUUUGUUUCCUUAUAUGACAUUGCAUUUCUUUACAGUGCUUACGGUAAUCGCAUGGCUCUUAGUUGUUCAUCAUCUUGCCUUAUUAAUGACGGCUCUGGAAAGCACUGUCCUAUCGACACAAACACCAAGGAGGUGGCAAUGAUGACACUGCACUAACCCAAAGGAAUCUUCCGUUCUGCCUUAUUAAACCCCACUGGUGCGUCUGACUGGUGUCUAGUGGAAAAACACCCAAAUAAAUAAACAAACCAGAAGGAUUCUCAUUGGGAAAUAGGGUUGUAGAGAGGGACAGACCUGGAUAGUCGACGUGCGCCAUCUGUUGGUCUAGCCUCGCACCUUUUUUUUUUUUAAUAGCAGAAUAAAACAUACUUGCAAUAUUAAUUUGACGUGUAUCUAUGUUGGAUUUAAUACACAUUGAAACAUACAAUAGACCAAUGCAUGUUUUCCCAAGAAUAUCAACGUCCAGUGCAAUUUGCUCCUUCACCUUUGGGUUGUUGAAUAAGGCCAUUAUGGUUUACAGUAGGUUAAACGUUGCAAAUAUAUGAACCAUUAUGUGUUGCGUUAUCACAGGCUCCUUUUCUGGACACAUGCUGUUUUAUCAAGGCGAGUAACAACAACAAAAAAGCAAUUUAUGAGUGCUUCAGUUUUAUUUACAGUCUGCAAAUCACACUUUAAUCCACUAGGCUACGCCAGGCAAAAAGUCAGCCUUUGCCACGCCCUUUGGGGAUUCCCCUCCAACAGUUUACGGUUUUUUUUCUUCUCACAUGCACGCAGAGAUCGGCGCUCGUUGUAUUCGUCUCUAUUUGGCCUGCCGCAGAGCCCUGGUAAUGUUAUCGUCGUCUUAACCAUGCCUUAUUUUUUAGUCCUACUUUUGUGCAACACUUAGCCUAUUAAUAAUUAAGCAGUGUACUUGUCUAAUACGUUAGUAUUAGAUGUAGGGGGGGGGGGGGGGGGGGCAUGAACGGCGAGCAGCUUGUGCACCUCUUUGGUUCCACAAAAGAGGGGUGCUUUCCUUGGGUCCGAUUCACCUCUGGUUCUGAGGGGAGCAGCCAGUAACAGGUAGACCUUGACAUUGACACCGACCAGCAGCACCACCAACCCCACCAUCACCAUGGCGAGCGGUGACUGCAAGAAAGACUAUCGCAUGGAUGACAACCGCACGGACUCUGGCAUCGACUCGUACAGGUCCAUUUUGAAAGACGCGGAAGAGUCGUACGGGAAACUCGCGGGGGAUCCUGCUGAAGACAGCGAUGGUGCCGACAAGUUUUGCAGCAGCAUCAGCAGCACCGCGGACGAGCGGAUGGACUCAGCAUACGACUCGUCGUCCCUGACGGUGGACAGUCUGUCGGAGAUCGUGGAGGACUGCAGCCUUUCUACCGCUGAAGAGACGCUCUCCAGCACGCCGACCGGGGGACUUAGCGAACAGGAGGAGAACUUUCUCACGAUCAUCACUGAAGACGGAGACACAAUAUUGCAUUUGGCCAUCAUCCAUGAGGACCAAUACUUCGCCCAUCAGUUGAUACAGUGGUUCCCCAAAGACGUCCUGGACAUCCAAAACAACCUGUACCAGACACCCCUGCACCUGGCCACCUACCUGAGCCUGCCCUCGGUGGUGCAGAGCCUGGUGGAGCAUGGGGCCAGCCUGGAGCUUCAGGACCGGGACGGCAACACGCCGCUGCACGUGGCCUGCCAGCACGGCUGGGUGGAAUGCGCCGCCAGCAUGACCGGGGACAUCUCCCCCAGCAAGCUGGUCCCAGUGCUGGAGACGCAGAACUGGAAAGGUCUGACCUGUCUUCAUGUAGCGUCUCUGAACGGACACCUCCAAUUAGUGAAGCUGUUGAUGAAGAAAGGAGCGGACCUGAAUAUCCAGGAGGGUACCAGCGGGAAGACGGCACUCCACCUGGCCGUGGAGCAGCACGACCUGCUCCUGGUGGCCCUGCUGCUGAAGCAGAGCGCCGACGUGGACGUGGACGCCGCCAUGUUCAACGGCUGCACGCCGCUACACCUGGCGGUGGGCCGGCAGGAUGCCGCCGUUGCCAACCUGCUGUGCCAGGCCGACGCCGACAAGAUGGUGCGCAACACGGAGAACGAGACGCCGCUCGACCUCGCCGACGGCAACGACGACAUCCUUGCUCUGUUCCCGUUCGAUGACAUCCAAAUCUCUGGGAGGUCAGUGGUCGCUAUGAAGUUCUGAGUUUCCUAUGGGAUGCUGAAAAUGGAGCGAUUGAGCAGCCCUCUUGGAUGUACCUAGAAGCCCGCUGUAUCUGGAACCCACCGGAGUACGAACAGUACUCCCACUCGGGUGGUCAAACUGUUUGGUCUGUUUGUAAUAUAUUUCCCAUCUUUAUUGUUAUUUAUCAGAUUUUGAGGCACAUUUCUGGAUUCUUACAUAAGGUACAAAAGCUAAAUGUUUUAUUUAUCUUUUUCUUAUUAUUAUUAUCUUACAAAAUAACCUGUGGAGUGUGUGUGUGGUGGAUGGCUGGUUGAAGCAGCCUCACCUGGCCCGAGUUGGACUGGUUAGCCUGAGUUGGCGCUGAGUGGGGCUUCUGGCCUCUGUGUGUGGAGUAAUCAAAGGGACACAUUAGCAACCAGCCAUCCCCACACACUCUUUCGAAUCCUAAAUAAUUUUGCAAAUUUCUCUAGAAAAUAUUCGGCAAGCAAAGGCAACUCCUCCAGAGCUUAAAAUAGUAAUGCAAAGGUUCUUAAUAAAAUUGUAAUUAUAACGACUUUUGCUGAUACUCGGAUACAUAAAAAACGUUAGGUGUUGGUGAACAUAUCAUUCAUUGUAAUGGCUUUUACCCUUGUAGCUCAAUUUAGCCUUCUUUUUGCGAUGGAGCUAUGAUGAAAUAUAAUCAGAAGUUGGGGAAAAAAAAAUGUUGUUAUGUCCCAUUUCUUGAAAGAAUUGUGUGCAGAAAUGAAACCAUUAAAUUAUACAUAGUAAAACACGUAUUGCUUCUUAUUUUUUAGUGCAUUAGGAAACCUUAUAUAAAAUGGUAGUCUGGGAUCGGGUGGCUUUUUAGUUUUAUGAAACGCAUCUCCCUUUCACCAAUUGUGAGUGGCGUUGUAGGCACAUAAGCCACCCAUAGCUGUUGUGAUGUAUGGAGCCUGUCGGGCCUUAAAUCCCUCUCUGAUUUGAAGUAAAACUGCCUGGAUGUGGGAAUGACAACUGAUCCGCCUGCUGAUUCAGAAAUGCUUGCAAACUUGACAUUUUAUUUUGUAUGAAAAUGAUUAAAUUAUUCUUGGACAUUGCUUUUGAUUUAUUUAUUUAGAAUGUUGUUUAUCAUGGACCCACAUUAACAUAAGAAGAAUUGCUUUAUCUGUAAGUAUUUUUUGAGACACUUAGGCGACCAUGACACUGACUCAAUGCCUUCCAACCUACCCAGAAAAGAGUUUACAGAGGAGUUUCAAGGAGUAUCUAGUUUUUGCCUUGGUAUUCUGCCAUGGGUCCCACGCAGGGCAAUAACUCUUUUGUUACCAUAAAUGUAAGUCUGAAUCUGAAUAGCUUUUAAAUAGGAUGGAUGGGAAGAGCAAUCUGCUAAUGGAAUUGGCGUCAGCGUGGUUCAUCAUCUGG